Camelina sativa (false flax) is the source of this 1908-nucleotide messenger RNA. RefSeq names its product 4-substituted benzoates-glutamate ligase GH3.12-like. Lineage: Eukaryota; Viridiplantae; Streptophyta; Magnoliopsida; Brassicales; Brassicaceae. Gene Ontology annotation, cellular component: cytoplasm. Gene Ontology annotation, molecular function: acid-amino acid ligase activity. The record is from RefSeq and is a predicted model, not a curated record.
AUGAGUCUAAGAUUCGAUCUCAACGAAGGUUUAGAGGAGAAGCUGCAGAGUUUGGAAGAUCUAACAUGGAACGUGAAGCAAAUACAAGAUGAGAUGGUAGCAGAUAUACUUACAGUAAACGCAAACACUGAAUACCUCCACAGAUUUCUCCAUGGGAAGUUUGAUAAAGAGCAUUUCAAGAAAAACAUACCAAUUGUAACAUACAAGGAUGUUCAGCCUUACAUCGAGCGCAUCGCAAAUGGAGAGCCUUCAGACGUCAUAUCCGCCCAACCCAUUACUGGAUUCACCCGUAGUUCUGGAACUUCAGGAGGAAAACAAAAGUUAUUGCCUCUUAACAUGAACUUCUUGGAGAACAUCAAAUUUCUCCGUAAUAUAUGCGCGUUCGUUAUAUGCAGGCAUAUAGAUGGUGCCGAGCAAGGAAAGGUGAUGAAGUUUGCUUUCAUUAAACCCGAAUCUACAACUCCCUCCGGUUUGUUAGUUGGGGCUGCAAGUACGUACUUCUACAAGAGCGAUCACUUUAGGAACCAGACAUCAAACUUUGAUUUUGCAUGCACAAGUCCUACCGAAAUCGUUUUAUGCAGAGACAAUAAGCAGAGCAUGUAUUGUCAUCUCCUCUGUGGACUUGUCCAGAGAGAAGAGGUUGUGAGUGUGAGUGCUGCUUUUGCUUCUACUUUGGUUCGAGCAAUCAAUUUUCUCGAAGAGUAUUGGAAGGAGUUGUGCAGUAAUAUCCGAAUGGCUCAGGUGAGCGAGUGGAUUGAAGACACAAGUUGCAGAAACUGCGUGUCUGAGAUCCUUGGAGAACCUAAUCCUGAGUUAGCAAACUUGAUAGAACAAGAAUGCAACCAGAUUUCAUGGGGAGGUAUAAUUAGUAGACUUUGGCCGAACACCAAAUUUGUUGAGUGUAUUGUUACAGGUCAGAUGACUCAAUACAUUUCAACAUUGGAGUUCUACUCCAAGGAGUUGCCUAUCGUUUCCAUGAAUUAUCUUGCUUCUGAAGCCGUAUUUGGAAUGAAUAUGAAUCCGCUAUGCAAACCACAAGAUGUGUCUUACACAUUUAUACCGAACAUGGCAUACUUCGAGUUCUUACUUGUUGAUGAAGUAAACGAGCUCAAGAUUGUUGAUCUUGUAGACGUGAAGUUAGGGUGCUAUUACGAGACCUUGGUCACAAGUUAUGCUGGAUUAUACAGAUAUCGAGUGGGAGAUAUUCUACAGGUGACUGGAUUCUAUAAUAACGCGCCUCAGUUUAGAUUUGUCCGUAGAAAAGAUGUGGCUCUAAGCAUUGAUGUGGAGACAACUACCGAGGAAGAGCUUUUAAAGGCAGUGACACAUGCAAGGAUGGUUCUUGAAUCCUCCGAUUUGAUGCUGACAGAUUUUACAUGCUAUGCUGAUAUCUCUACUAAGCCAGGCCAUUAUGUAAUUUAUUGGGAACUCAAAGCGAAAAACAAAAACAAAAUCCUUGAACUGGAUGACAAGCUAUUGACGGAGUGUUGCUAUAAAGUGGAAGAAAAUCUCGGCAUUCGUUACAGGAAACUUCGGAGCAAGGAGGGUUCGAUCGGAGCUCUAGAGAUAAGAGUGGUGCAACCUGGAACAUUCGAUUCUGUCAUGAACUUUUUCAUCUCUCAGGGUGCCUCUUUUGUUCAGUACAAAACACCCGUAUGCUUGAAAUCUAGCGAUGCCUUGGCCAAUCUUGAAAGCAAUGUUCUCACACGUUAUUUCAGCGAUAAACCACCUCCCCCUCUCUGACUUUUCACCAUUUUAGGGCUGCUUUGAUUAACUUUGACAGCUUUAGGCAUAAUCCUUAUAUUAUAUAUGUAUGCUUUGGAAUAAAAGUUUGGAAAACAAGAACAUUCCAGUUGUGUGUGUGAAUUGUGCCUGUGAUGAUAUGAGUAAGACUGUAAGAGCUUUAUA